This is a messenger RNA of Elgaria multicarinata webbii, 1959 nucleotides long. It is a transcript of the gene CREB3L4, whose product is annotated as cAMP responsive element binding protein 3 like 4. Lineage: Eukaryota; Metazoa; Chordata; Lepidosauria; Squamata; Anguidae. The record is from RefSeq and is a predicted model, not a curated record. The transcript has 10 exons. Gene Ontology annotation, molecular function: DNA-binding transcription factor activity, RNA polymerase II-specific; RNA polymerase II cis-regulatory region sequence-specific DNA binding. The coding region runs from base 68 to 1378 and encodes 436 amino acids. Gene Ontology annotation, biological process: regulation of transcription by RNA polymerase II. Gene Ontology annotation, cellular component: nucleus.
CUCAGGAACAGGCAUCUCAGUUCCCCCCAACACGCACUUUUGAAAUCGAACAAGAAUAAAAGCCAUCAUGGACCUGAACUGCUCCAGUCUCCUGGACGACCUCUUCCAGGGGCAGGAAGAACUGCCCCCCAACAGCACCCUCUCUGCGACAGACCCCAAACCCAACUACUUGCUUCAAGACCACGCUUAUGGAUGCGUCUUGAAUAAAGGUUAUGAGCCCUGGGUACCCGGCAGAGAGCAGGGAGUGAACGACAGCGACACAGAGGAUCUCUUACAGUUGCUAAUCAACCCCAACGACAUUUACAAUUCAAGGUCCCCCACUGCCUCUCCCGAGAGCGACAGCGGGAUCUCCGAUGAUCCCUGUGCAGACGCCCCACUGCAAGCCGAUCCAAAUCCCCCAGACUCGUCUCCUACUGUCAUCUACGAGGUUAUCUGCGACACGGGAUUGGUGGAGGAUGCAGGCCUGCCUGAUCACGUCUUUUCUAGCUCCCUAGGAAACUGGACGUCCCCAGUGAUUCUGCCUGAGGCCUGUGUCCCAAGAGAAGUAUCCCUCCGCCUCCUUGAGAAUGCGGCCCAACCCAACAUGACAGGGCUUGCAAUGGAUCCUUUGGAGCAGCUACACCUCCCUCCAGGACUCUACUUGACGGAUGAAGAAAAACGUCUGCUAAGCCAAGAGGGCAUCUCACUGCGCAGCAACAUACCCCUUACAAAGGCAGAAGAGCGAAUCCUGAAGAAGGUACGGAGGAAAAUCCGGAACAAGCAGUCGGCUCAAGAUAGCCGCCGGCGCAAGAAGGAAUACAUCGACGGGCUGGAGGGCCGGGUGACUGCGUGUUCGGCCCAGAACCAGGAGCUGAGGAAGAAAGUGCAGCAGCUGGAAACGCACAACGUGUCGCUGCUGGAUCAGUUACAAAAGCUGCAAAAACUCAUCAAGCAGACGUCCACCAAGGCAGCCCAGACUACCAUCUGCCUCGUGAUCCUCAUCUUCUCCCUUGGACUCCUGAUCCUGCCCAGUUAUAGCUCAUUGCUCGGUGGAACCCAGAUCAGUCGGGAUGACUACAAACCCUCUGGAGUGAUCUCCCGAAACAUCCUGACCAAAGGGGGGCUCUCUGAUCCAGAAGAGCCCCCAGCUGCUUCCGCCGAUCCAGAAUUGCCCCGGGUUCGAAUCGAGUUGACCCAGGAAGGUCCUGGCACCAGCGACGAAGGGCAAGGGUCUAACGGGACACCCGGCAUCUUGGGGAAGGGGGUGAUGGUGAACACAUCCGAUCCUGGGGCACUGAGGAUCCCCCCAGUGGAACCAAAGGAAGGUUUGCUGGCGAAAUCGACGAGGCCCGAACCAGACAAAGACCCAGCGAAGCAAAUGCAUGCGGAUGAGAUGUAGGCCCUGCGGGAACGGGAAACUGGUUGUAUCAGAGAGAAGCCGCAGGCCUCCAAAGAAUCCAUUUGGGACUCUUCUCCUCCCCCGGGGCAGUUUCCUGUUCGUAGCCUCAAUCCCCUCCGGGGCGAUGCAAGCAGCUAGACAUCUCUGAGGAGAGAGCCCAUCAAGGAAGCUGCUAGCUUCAAAAAUUAUUAGGGGUGGUAGAGUUGGCCUCCAAACAACCAAUCUGGGCUGGAUGGGAACUGUGGCUGAGGCCUGGAAUGCAUAGGGGAAGUCAUAAAGGGCACCCCUGAGCAUGCACAGAGCGCAUUUCCCUUGCACUGCCAAGGAACUGCAACAAGCCCAGAUGGGGGAGUGAGGAGCAGGGCUUAGAAAAAGAGUGGACCUUUCUCUCCAUCUUUUAAUUAAUCCUUGGAGAGUCGGAGGAUGCAAUUACAGGUGUGAAGCGCUGCAGGUGAUGUAGUCAGGGAGGCGCUUUGGGGGAAGACGCCGUGGCUUUCCAGUUUCGCUCUAGCCAGGCUCCGGUAGCUGAACCCUGGAAUGUGUGAAGAAGCAACGAGGGUGCCUCUGAGCACAGGAAAAGU